GCCCAACGUUUUCCCUCAUUUCCUUUCUUUCUUUUCUACUGUCAGUCUCGCUUAUCCUGGUUUUGUUAUUAUUCAGGAAAGAUGUUACGCUUAUGACGUGGCGCUGCAGUCGAUGUGGUGGGUUAGUGCUUACGCGAGCGGCGUUGCCUGUGGCCGGGGCUUGCAGGCUUAAAGAGAUUGAACAAGAAACGUUGUGAGUAAUAAUGCUGGAGUACGAGCUUGGAACUGGGUUUGUCCGUGAUAUGUAGGUGUGAGGCGGUUAUGGUCUUAGUUUUGUACCAAAGGAAUGAAGUUGGAGGGGGUCAUUUGAAGAAUGUAUUCAUCGCCAAAGAGAGACCGCGAGGGUGCGAACAUGGGAGAAGCAGCAGAACCCUUCACCAUAUGGACAUUUCAUUAGCUGCAUGGCUUUGGAACGUGAUGGUGCAUUAAAAAUAAGGAAAAUUGUCUAAGUUUCGGUGGAUUUAGGUUUUGUAUGGCAGCAGUGUAACCGUGGAGAGGCCGGGGUAUCACAAGCUUAUGGAUUUUGAUAAGAGAGGAGGGAAGGGGGAGACUGAGGAAGGAAAAAGAAUGUCCAGGACAGGUGGAGGGAGGAGUGUUCACAGUGGCCGGACCUCUGGGACCAACUCUGGAGUCUUAAUGGUGGGUCCCAACUUCCGAGUUGGGAAGAAAAUUGGCUGUGGCAAUUUUGGAGAACUACGUUUAGGAAAGAAUUUAUACACAAAUGAAUACGUAGCUAUUAAGCUGGAGCCAAUAAAAUCUAGAGCACCCCAACUUCAUUUGGAAUAUAGAUUCUACAAACAGCUUGGAAACUCUGAGGGAAUUCCUCAGGUUUACUACUUUGGCCCUUGCGGAAAGUACAAUGCUAUGGUUUUGGAGUUACUGGGACCCAGCUUGGAGGAUCUCUUUGACCUGUGUGAUCGAAUGUUUACUUUGAAAACUGUAUUAAUGAUAGCAAUACAGCUGAUCACACGAAUGGAGUACGUACAUACCAAAAGUUUAAUAUAUAGAGAUGUGAAGCCAGAAAAUUUUUUAGUGGGACGACCAGGAAGCAAAAGGCAAAGCAUAAUUCACAUCAUUGACUUUGGCUUAGCUAAAGAAUACAUUGACCCAGAGACCAAAAAACACAUCCCAUAUAGAGAGCACAAAAGUCUGACUGGAACAGCACGAUAUAUGAGCAUCAAUACACACCUUGGCAAAGAGCAAAGUCGGAGGGAUGACUUGGAAGCAUUAGGGCAUAUGUUCAUGUACUUUUUACGAGGAAGUUUGCCUUGGCAAGGUCUAAAGGCUGAUACAUUAAAGGAAAGAUACCAGAAGAUUGGGGAUACCAAAAAAUCUACUCCAGUAGAAGUACUUUGUGAAAACUUUCCAGAAGAAAUGGCCACAUAUUUACGUUAUGUGAGGCGGCUAGAUUUUUUUGAAAAACCAGACUACGAUUACUUGCGGAAGCUGUUUACAGACCUCUUUGACCGAAGUGGUUUUGUGUUCGACUAUGAAUAUGACUGGGUCGGCAAAACACUACCAACACCGAUUGGUCCAAUGCACAGUGACAUACAGUCGCAGCAAACCAACAGAGAAAAACCACAACAGCCCAAACACCAGAUGAUGAACUCUACCAAUGGCGAGUUGAAUCCAGAUGAUCCUACAGCAGGGCACUCCAAUGCACCCAUCACCGCUCCCCCAGAAGUGGAAGUGACAGAUGAUACAAAAUGCUGCUGUUUUUUUAAACGAAGAAAGAGGAAAACUGUACAGCGCCAUAAGUGAUUACCCAGGGACUUCAUAGGAUUUUACUGCAGAGCAUUUUUUGUGACUACAAGUAGUCAUGUCUGUGGCAAUUGCCUUUCCCUGCUUUAAGGGUGCACCAGUUGGAAACCUGUCUUUGUCGGCCUCCUUGGGCUGCAGACAUUUGGAUUCCUUUUUAAUGCCAUAGUGGUUUACUUGCAGAACUGAGAGACUGCAAUAUUUCUACGAAGACAUUUAUCUUGCAAUCUACGGAAGCAUUAACUAUUUAAAAGUAAUUUUUUUUCAAAAUAUAUAUAAAUAUAUUAUUAGUUUGAGAAAGGGGGAUCAAAAAGACUAAUGAAUCUUAAAUGGAACUGAAGACAAAUUCAUCAACAAAGGAUUUUGGAAGAUUUUAUAUUUGUUUUGUUUGUAAGUUAAGUUAAAUGUUGUGCUUUGAUCCAGAAUGAAUCAGCCUUCGACAUUCAUCCUUAAGUGUUCAGGGAAUUCAGACAAAUUUCAAAGAACUGUUUCCGUUUACCUUUUUUCCCCUUAUUUUGUAUUUUUUUUCCUGGUCAAUGUUAAAUGUAGCUAGCACAGUGUGUUGCCUGAGGGACUGCAGAAAAGUGGGAGCUUUUUUUUUUUUUUUGCUUCAGCUGUGAUUUUCUGUUUGGUCACAGUGCAUGGUAAUAUCCUUUGAGCUGGAGGAGCUGGCAAGAGUUUUGCAGAAUCAGUUUCAUUGACGAGGGUAGUUAAGUACCAUAUGGUCACAGCUACUUAAUGGAAAUCCAGAUAUGUCUUGUGGUCCAGAAUGUAGAAACUAGUAGUCAUUUAUUUUAUCUAGCUAAGACUUUCAGUCUCUUGGUAAUGCCUUUUUACUCAGGAUAGAUAUAAGAAUCUGGGACCCAUAGUGCUAUAGGCAGUAGUGGUCUGUCUAGAUCCAGGUUCCAUGCUCCUCUUCAUUUUUCAUCACUACUGUGUCAUCAUUGCUGGUAUUUCCUCAUUCGACGCCACAAUGCCUCACUUUACAGAACAAUUUGCUAUUGGUUUCCACAUUUAAGGAAACAUUUAAAAUAAACUGUGAAGUUGGAUAAAACAUGAAAAGCUUUUCUUCAUAACUGUAGACUUUGUUUUCAGUGUCAUUAAUAGAUAUACGAGUCUAGUUACUGUACGUGGCAACCGAAGCAAGUUACCUGACCAGUUUUGUGAUAUGUGAAUUUCAAAUGGGAGAUAGUAGGACUGCACAAUAUAACAGAGCCUGUUUCUGUUCACAUCUUGUAUAGGGCACCGCCUAAAUUCUGCCGGUUUUGAUAAGUUUCAUUAAGAAAGAACAGGCACUAAGCACUGAAUUCUAAAGUUGUCUUACAGGAGAAUAGGGUGAGUGAUGCUCUGAGUGUUAUUUUAUUUCUUCCCCUAGUGGUAGGAAAGGACUGUUUUAAAACUAAGCUUGAGGAUUUGCUUUUGAUGGGCAGUCCCAUCUGGUUUACAGGUGCCUCUUGUAAUUUGUUGAGAAGGCUUUCCUGUUUCAGUACCACAAAUGUUUAUACAUCUGCAUGCAAAGUUAGAAAAGGUUUUAGUUGCCUGUUUGGAUGUGGUUAUAUUCUGUUUUGAAAGAGAUAUCAGUUUUGUUACGGCUUUGUAGAUGGAGAAGGAUAGUUGCUGCAUUUGAACAUUCUAGAAGGUAUCUGUGGUAGUGGACAACUUCAUUUGGUUAUUCCACCCUCUGAAGAUUUACGAGUUAUGAUUAUGAACGUAAACAGCACAGUCUUUGACAUUUGCUUCUCAUGGACAGUGAAAUUUAUCAAUUUUCACACACCGCAUAGUGGCAUGCCGUUUUAUUGGUAGAGGAUUACAAGUGAACAGGAAAUUUGCUUUUACAUGAGUAAUACAUUUUAGGUGUGUGUGUUUUGUGUGUGUACGUGCGAGUGAGCAUGUGAGGGUUCAGUAGCAUAUUUAUGAAGACUGUCUGCUGCUGUUUGACUUAUGUUGUAAAUGCUUAAUUGUUUUUCACCUCUUAGCUGACCAUCAGCUGCAACAAGCUCCUCUCCUUAUUUACUUCCCCCAGGAAUAGUUUGACCCCUGUCUUGGGCUGGUGAGGAGAUCAAGGAUGCUGGUGCAGCAUCAUACUGCUGUUGCUGGUGGAGUGUUCCCUAAAUCAUGUUUCCUCAUGGCAGCCUUGCCAACUCCACGGUUGCUGCCACUCAGAGGUGCAUGCACAGCUUGUUAACUAAGCAGGUCACCUCUCGUGUAGCAUGGAGCUGGCCAAGCUUGUGUGCUACACAUUGCAGUGAGCCUAGGUUGUCUCCCUCCAACUAGGAUGGGUGAGCCAACACUGCAACUCCUAUACAUCUCCUCCUAUGGCUUCUUCAGUGCCUGUGCAGAUCAUUGAACAUGGGUUAUCUGGAAUGAAGUAAACGCUUUAUCCUUCUCUGCCACAGGGCCCAUGUUGUAAGUGCUUAAUUUUUAGCCUUAGUCUGGACAGUGAUUAAUGCAGUUUGAAAGGUUUUGAAUAGGGUGACUGCUGCAUUCUAUGGGUUAUAAGUUGUAAUUUACAGUGGAGAUGUGGUACAACUUCAAGCAUGGGGAGGGGUGGAAGACAUGCUGUUUAAAAGCUCAAAUCUUUUCAACUUUCUGCUUUCACUGGAGCAGCAACAAGUUCCACAACAAACAUGAAAAAAAUUGUAGCUUCUGAUCUGGUAGGAUGAAGUCCAUUCUCAUCAACCAGUAAGACAUACUGCAUACUUUCAGCUUAGCGUCUUAAACAUCCCCAGGUUUCUAGCCCCUUCCCCUACCAAUAAUGCUAUUCAGCAUAGUUUCUGAUUCUGAUCUCUCGUCACUCGUGAAGCUUGUGUCAGAGAUUAAAUUUUGCAUAAAAAGUUUGUAUUUCCAAUAUUUUGCUGUAUUUAUUUCUUUUCUGUUGUUGAUCAGUUGAUUUUUAAUUCAGGUCAGAACAAUUCAUUUUUUCCCCAUUUAGGCACUUUUUUUUUUUUUUUUUAACUCUCUCCCUAGGCCUUGGUGUUUUUCAUCAUGUAUCAGCACUUGUUGGAUAAUUUUUUGUCUUUAGACUUGUUCCUGGAUUAAAAAAAAAAAAUUACAUGUUUUUAGUUUAAUAACUUGAUUUCUGAGCUAAUUGGUUACCUUACUGUGUAUCUUCCUCAAAAUGUUCCCUUUUUCCAUUUUUUUUUUUUUUAAUAUAUAUCAGAACUUCUGUUGCACCAUUAGUAUCAGCAUGUUCUGGUGUUCUCUGUUCAGUGCUGGUUGUUUCUUUUGUAAUGGAUAGUAAAGUCAUUAAAAAUGCGCUGUGUGUGGACCUAA
Messenger RNA from Protopterus annectens (West African lungfish), 5031 nucleotides. It is a transcript of the gene CSNK1G2, whose product is annotated as casein kinase 1 gamma 2. Gene Ontology annotation, cellular component: cytoplasm; nucleus; plasma membrane. The record is from RefSeq and is a predicted model, not a curated record. The transcript is spliced from 12 exons. Gene Ontology annotation, biological process: signal transduction; positive regulation of canonical Wnt signaling pathway; endocytosis. Bases 517 to 1761 code for a protein of 414 amino acids. Lineage: Eukaryota; Metazoa; Chordata; Ceratodontiformes; Protopteridae. Gene Ontology annotation, molecular function: protein serine/threonine kinase activity; ATP binding.